AUGAAUGAGAUUUACAGCUAUGAUCCUGAAACGUACCAUGCAACUUUGACACAUUCAGUCUUUGUUCGGCUUGAGGGUGGGACCUUAAGACUGUCGAAGCCCAAUAAAAACAUAUCCAGGAGAGCCAGCUACAAUGAAACGAAGCCAGAGGUCACCUACAUUAGCCAGAAAAUCUAUGACCUCUCAGACAGCAAGAUUUAUCUUGUACCUAAAAGUUUGGCUCGAAAAAGAAUCUGGAAUAAAAAGUACCCCAUUUGUAUUGAACUUGGUCGACAAGAUGACUUUAUGUCUAAGACCCAGACUGAUAAGGAGAUGUCUGAAGAGAAGCCACCCGCUGAGAGAGAGCUGGCAGGCGAGGACCCUAAGAAGCCAUCUCAGGAGGGAGCAAGAUCUGGCCAGCGGGAUCAGAUACUCUAUCUCUUUGGGCGAACGGGCCGAGAAAAAGAAGAGUGGUUUAGGAGAUUUCUUCUGGCGUCUAAGCUGAAGUCGGAGAUCAAGAAGCCACCUGGUGUCUCUGGAAAUAAACCAGGGCUUUUGCCCACACACAGCAGACACAGCAGUCCCUCGGGGCAUCUGACCCACAGCCGCAGCAGCAGCAAAGGCAGCGUGGAAGAAAUCAUGUCCCAGCCGAAGCAGAAGGAGCUGGUGGGCAGUGUGCGCCAGAAGAUGCUUCUGGACUACAGUGUAUACAUGGCCAGGUGUGUCCCCCAAGAAAACCGAAGCCCCCAGAGGAGCCCCGUGCAGAGCGCUGAGAGCAGCCCCACGGCUGGGAAGAAGUUGCCAGAGUCUCUGCCCUGUGAGGAGGAAGAGCAGGAAGCCUGGGUAAAUGCCUUGCUUGGAAGAACAUUUUGGGACUUCUUAGGAGAGAAAUAUUGGUCUGAUCUGGUGUCUAAGAAAAUCCAGAUGAAGCUCAGCAAAAUAAAGCUCCCCUACUUUAUGAAUGAGCUGACUCUGACGGAACUUGACAUGGGGGUGGCUGUGCCAAAAAUCCUUCAGGCCUUCAAGCCUUAUGUUGAUCACCAAGGACUCUGGAUUGAUUUGGAAAUGUCCUACAAUGGGUCCUUUCUGAUGACUCUCGAGACCAAAAUGAAUUUGACCAAACUAGGUAAAGAGCCUCUUGUUGAAGCCCUGAAGGUUGGAGAAAUUGGCAAAGAAGGGCCCAGGGCGUACUGUCUGGCCGACAGUGAUGAGGAAUCUUCCAGCGCGGGCUCCUCCGAGGAAGACGAUGCCCCAGAGCCCAGUGGAGGAGACAAACCACUCCUCCCUGGGGGAGAAGGGUAUGUUGGAGGCCAUCGAACAAGUAAGAUUAUGAGAUUUGUAGAUAAAAUCACCAAGUCAAAAUAUUUCCAAAAAGCAACAGAGACGGAGUUCAUCAAAAAAAAGAUUGAAGAAGUUUCCAACACACCCCUGCUGCUAACUGUUGAAGUACAAGAAUGUAGAGGAACCUUGGCCGUGAACAUUCCACCACCUCCGACUGACCGGAUCUGGUAUGGUUUCCGGAAGCCGCCAUAUGUGGAGCUCAAAGCUCGGCCAAAACUUGGAGAGAGAGAAGUGACUUUAGUUCAUGUGACAGACUGGAUAGAGAAGAAACUGGAGCAAGAAUUUCAGAAAGUUUUUGUCAUGCCAAACAUGGACGAUGUUUAUAUUCCCAUAAUGCACUCAGCCAUGGACCCACGCUCCACUGCCUGCCUCCCAAAAGACCCAGGGGCGGAGGCUGCAGAUCAGCUGUGA
Messenger RNA from Chrysochloris asiatica (Cape golden mole), 1731 nucleotides. It is a transcript of the gene TEX2, whose product is annotated as testis expressed 2. Gene Ontology annotation, cellular component: endoplasmic reticulum. The record is from RefSeq and is a predicted model, not a curated record. The transcript is spliced from 10 exons. Gene Ontology annotation, molecular function: lipid binding. NCBI's taxonomy places the organism in Eukaryota, Metazoa, Chordata, Mammalia, Afrosoricida, Chrysochloridae. Bases 1 to 1731 code for a protein of 576 amino acids.